AUGGUUGUCUGGGCGGUGUUUGGGAAGAGAUUUCUUUGUGGAGGGAUUGAUACGAACCUGAGCGACAAGAAGUCGGUGAUCAGUGUUGGCAGGGGCUUCAGCACCGCGAAUAACCCGGUAGGACUUCAGGCAGCUCCAAUCAUUGACAAGUAUGUGGUCAAGCUCUUUGGCUGUUUGACCGUCAUUCGAUAUCUAGGCAACCUCAGUGAGAGCACACACGACAAUGAAGAUGCUAGCCCCAUGCUGGUGCUUGAGUCUGACAGCCAGCAGACACUACCAAUCAAGGUCAAAGAGCCCCGCCUACCCGGAGCAUCUGGAUAUAGCGCCAGGAACUCGCUGACGCCCUCUCCUAUUCUGUGGAGACAUCAAGCAAUGUGGAAGUCCUUUAUGGAUUUUGUGGUGCAAGUACCAGCAGGACAACCCCAAAACAAGGUGGAAGGAAUCACGCUACCCCCGAAAGCUACUGAUGCAGUCAAGACUUUGAAGCACUGGGAUGUCAGAGAAGAUGAUGUGUGGUUGGUGACUUACCCCAAAGCAGGUACAACCUGGGCCCAGGAGAUUAUGUCCUGCGUGAUGUAUGACGGGAACAUCGAAGAGGUCAACAAGAAACACGGGGCAUUCCGAGUCCUGUUCCCGGAUAUGGACAUUCCAGAGUUUAUUAGGAAAACAAAAAAUCUGCCAGCUUGUUAUGAAAUCGCCAAGGAGAUGCCUUCCCCACGGGUCAUCAAAACCCACAUGCCCGGCCAGCUGCUGCCUCCUCAGAUCUGGGAGAGGCGCCCCAAGAUUGUCUACAUCAUGCGCAAUCCUAAGGAUUUGACAGUGUCCUAUUUCUACUUCUUGAAGUUGGCCAACCCGUCACCAGACUUGCUGAAUGAAACUUUUGAGGAAUUCCUGAAUAAAACGCUAACAGGAGACGUUUUUUACGGACCGUGGUGGAACCACUAUUUGUACUUCUGGAGGAAACGCAACGACCCAAACAUUCUUGUGCUGAAGUAUGAAGACAUGAAGCAGGAUCUGAGAGGUAACGUGGAAAAAAUCAGUAAGUUCUUGGGCAAGAAUCUAUCAGCCGAGACACUGGAUACCAUAACAGAACACUGCAGUUUCGCAAAAAUGAAAAAUAACCCCAUGGCCAGCCUGGAUAGUAUUCUCCGUCAUGAUAAGUCCCAAGGCGUCUUCAUGAGGAAAGGUGCGAUUGGGAAUUGGAAGACCCACUUCACUGUGGCUCAAAAUGAGGCGAUGGACGCCCACAUUGAGGAGAAACUACAUGGUACUGGGCUCACCUUUAACUACAAUUAG
Molecule: messenger RNA, 1296 nt
Organism: Acanthaster planci (crown-of-thorns starfish)
Lineage: Eukaryota; Metazoa; Echinodermata; Asteroidea; Valvatida; Acanthasteridae
Product: sulfotransferase 1A1-like
Molecular function (GO): sulfotransferase activity
Source: RefSeq, a predicted model, not a curated record